Messenger RNA from Rhododendron vialii, 1490 nucleotides. Its product is annotated as E3 ubiquitin-protein ligase AIP2. Bases 323 to 1273 code for a protein of 316 amino acids. Gene Ontology annotation, biological process: protein ubiquitination. Lineage: Eukaryota; Viridiplantae; Streptophyta; Magnoliopsida; Ericales; Ericaceae. Gene Ontology annotation, cellular component: cytoplasm. Gene Ontology annotation, molecular function: ubiquitin protein ligase activity. The record is from RefSeq and is a predicted model, not a curated record. The transcript has 8 exons.
GCUUUUUCUUCAAGUUAGGAACACACCACCGUCUCGUCCCCCUUAUAUCCCUCACCGUCACCGUUCUCUUUCUCAUCACCCUCGCCGUAUCUUCCCCCCGCCCUCUCUCUCUCUCACCAUACACAAAAUUUCACUGUAAUCUGAAAACCCAUCUCCCUCGCAUCUUCCUUUUCAUCUCACCCCGUCUCCUCGGCCCAAAGGUCCUCAAUUAUUGGGUAUAUCAAUAUAACAAGGUUAUCGAAUCCUCUUUGCAGGUGUGACUGAUUUCCGAGAUCAUAAGAGCCUCUAUUGGGUUUUGGAACUAUAUAAUCUAGUGAAAUCCAUGUCGAAGGGAAACGGAAGGGCAUCUGAGGAGGAGAUCUUGAAACAGAAAUUAGAAGAUCUGCAGAAAAAGCUGGGGAAGAAGCAAAUGUUUGAGGAGGCAGUUGCCUCCCUAAAAUCUCUCUUGCGAGAAACCUAUCCUUCUGCUUCCCCAUCUCUCCGCAAGUUGUUCUACUCCAUUGUAUGCCGAGUUGCAACUAUUUUGAAAACAAGAUACACUGCGCCGGGAUUCUGGAAUGCUGGGCUGGGGCUUUUCAUAGAGACUGAAAGCUUGGUUUCAGAGUCCUCUGAAAGGGAACAUUUGAGGAGCUGCAUUGCUGAAGCCCAUCAACAGCUAGAACAUAAUCAGUCUGAAGGAGCUAUUGCUUCCAAUUCCAGCAGAGGUUUCCUUUUUGAGGGGCAUUUAACUGUGGAUCCUGAGCCUCCACAGCCUCAAUGGUUGGUGCAAUCAAACCUGUUGACAAGUAUCGCUGCUUCUCUCAGUACGACUGAAUCUUCUUUUGAAGGACUAGUGGAAAACAACACCACACAAGAUGCGGAUGCUGAUCUAUUUCAAGAACUUUUGAAUAGAAUUGAAGAUAUUCCCGCGUUCUUUGAGACUUCUGUAAACCGGAGAGCACCGCCUGCCAGUAAAGAAGUGAUCGCGAAGCUUCCAGUUAUCACUAUUACGGAGGAAAUCUUGGCCAAACUUGGGCCAGAUGCAGAUUGUUCCAUUUGCAAGGAGAACUUAAUCGUGAAUGACAGGAUGCAAGAGUUGCCUUGCAAGCACAAAUUUCAUCCCCCAUGCCUUAAACCAUGGAUGGAUGAGCACAAUUCAUGUCCUAUUUGUCGGCAUGAACUGCUGACUGAUGAUCACAAGUACGAAAGUUGGAAGGAGCGGGAGAAGGAGGCUGCAGAGGAGAGGAAAGGUGCUGCAAACGCCCUUCGUGGUGGUGAAUAUAUGUAUGUUUAGGUGAAUUCGACUGUUUAGAAGUCUUGCUUUUCACAGUCAUGAUCGUUCAACAAGAUGGCUAUCAAAUUUCGUUUUCAUGAACAUCUGUGCUCAUAUAUAUUACCUCCUCCUCUCCACUCUCCUAGUUGUGUAAGUAUUGGAUAUACAGUUGCAUUGUAUGUUGUUAUGUCUCCUGGAUGUACACUUAAUUAUUUUUGAGUGAUUCUUUUAUUUCCCA